Molecule: messenger RNA, 1494 nt
Organism: Cantharellus anzutake
Lineage: Eukaryota; Fungi; Basidiomycota; Agaricomycetes; Cantharellales; Hydnaceae
Product: armadillo-type protein
Exons: 3
Coding region: 93-1448 (451 amino acids)
Source: RefSeq, a predicted model, not a curated record
CCUCCAGUCAUCGAGCCACGAAGGCUCUCCUCUUGUGGGAGAGAUCAGCAGACGCAAACCAAAACCUCGCCUCGCACCCCUGGUGAUCUCCAAUGAACAGUUCGGCCGGGGGCGGUUGCCGAAUCCCCCGGGUCGGCAUGCUGAAUCCAACCAGGAGAAUCGCUCACAAGGGACGGACUCUCACGCUCUGGGAAUGGGGGGACGUAGCAACUCAGUUCCCGCAUAUUUGCACUCUGUCCCGUUUGUCUGGAGGUGCCUCUGAACUCGCUGCAGCUCUCCACGCUGAGAUCCUCAGGUUUGGAGACUUCGCAAAGUUGAGCGACAUUUUGCUUCGAAUGCAGAAAAUAGCGUUGGAAUUGGAAGAAGAUGCUCGAACACUUGCCAGCGCAAGCGUCUUCCACAACCUCAUGGCUCUUCUGAACAAUGUACGACGUGUAGAUCACAAUGGCCGCACAAUCAUCUUAGUGACUCUUGGAGCCUUAGCACAUGACACUGCUAGCGCAAAUUUAAUGACACGAUUUGGUGUCACGCAAAAGGUCAUAGAACUCCUCACCAACUCGCAGUCUGAUGAUAUAGGUGGAGCAGCUUGGUGCCUUUCUCGCAUUUGCAGAAGUAAUGAGUUGGCGGACAACAUCCUAAUCAAGCCGAACCUCAUCGAGUCCAUCGUGAAAAAAGGCCUACUGAGUGACGUGCCUCGCACCUCCCGUCUCUCUGCUUGGCUACUUGGUGGCCUUGUUCGCACAGACGCGCAUGCAGAUGCAAUGGCAGCAAGUGGUCUUAUCCAAAUUAGCGUUGACAAUCUCGUCCGCAAGACCUCAUCGCCAAAUAUCGUUCCGGAGGACAUCUGUGCAGCGACAUAUCUGGUGGCUCGCCUGUCGCGAUCCAUCAAACUCUCAAAGUUGCUAGCGAGGGCGGGAUGUGUCAGGCAACUGGCGAAUUCUCUUCAGACUUCUGUUGAUCCUGACGUGUUGAACUGGAGUGCACGGGCCAUAGGUUGCCUUAUGCGUCCCAAUAGCCUCGAUUUGGCUAAUAUACUUCUGGAGGCUGGGUCAGCAGAGGGGCUUGCUCGCCUACCACGAGUCUUGCCAGACGACGAAGUUGAGCCGUUAGUGUCGUUUGCGUUCACCAUCCAGCGAUUUGUUUGUGCGGAAUGGGGGGGAGGCACACGCAAGAUCCUUGUUGAGGCGGGUGUAAUAGAUUCCCUUCUUUCUGCCUUGAGGAGCGCGUCGGACGUACCAGCACCCCAUGUACACAUUGAGCUUGUGCGUGCGAUCUCGUUUUUAUGUGACAUUGGAGGUGGGGAGGUCAGAAAAGAGAUUGUCAGGGCAGGUGGAGUGGAAAUUCUGCGGGAAGUGGCGGAAAGCGCGCAACCAGAGGUUGCGAAGGUAUGCGAUAUCGCCGUGACUUCCGUCACUGGCAAAAUAUGGUCUCGUCAUGUUGGUGGGUGACAUGUGAUUGAUGACUAGGUUCGAUCUGUAUCUGACAUACAUUCCU